AUGCAGAAACUGAUAACGGUUGCUAGACAACCAGUUUGUAAAAGUUAUGAGUCUACUUUUAAAGUCUUUAACCGGACUCUUUUCAAGAAGUUCCGAGAGACACCUAAGAAAUUAGCUAAUUUCGAUGAGAGUGAAGGCUUUCACCACGAAUAUUCAAUACGGCCAGAUACUUUUGCAUUCAAGGUAUCAGGCGCCAAUGAGAGAUCAAGAACAGUAGUUGAUACCAAGAGGGAAAAAAUACAUCCAACUGACAAAAAGGUACAUCCAUUGCAAAAAAAUAAUUCUAAAAAUGGGUUUAAUGUAGUUGACUUUAUCUAUAGAAACUCCACUAAUUACCCUUUUAAUGAACGUUCACCACAAGAAGUAUUCAAUGAAUAUCCGCUUACUAAUUCCUCAAAGUUAUCUAGGCGUUUACAUCGUCCAAAGAAGAUCAAAAUGCUUACUUCUGAUUUUAUAGACGAUUCUUUAUACAACCCAAACUAUGGAUAUUUUUCACAAGAAGUUGAAAUUUUCCACCCUGACCAACCGUUUGAUUACAAUAAUAUUUCCGAUGUUGAUGACUUUAUGGAUAAUUGGCAAAAAGCUUAUUCAAAAUAUGAUGAAAUGAAUCCCAAAGCCUACCAGGCUAAACAAAAGCUUAAAGAUAUAGCGAAGCAAAAUGAAGUUUCUAAAGAAACUGACUCAAAACUUGCCCGUAGAGCCAAGCAAAUUUACAAGAAAGAAACAGAACUAGUACAGACUGGCCAAUUUUCCAAAACGAAGAGAUCGUUACAAUUAUGGCAUACACCAACAGAAUUAUUUCAACCCUAUUAUGGUGAAGCUUUGGCUCGCUACUUAUUAGUAAAUUAUAAAUUAAAUGGCUAUUAUCCUUAUAAUGAUUUAAUAAUUUAUGAAAUGGGAGGAGGUAAUGGUACCCUAAUGUGUAACAUCCUUAAUUAUAUCAAAGAGAACCAACCGGAUGUUUACGCUAGAACCCAAUAUAAAAUCAUUGAAAUUCUGAGCCAGUUAGCUGAGAAACAAUAUUCAAAUGCAUUGAAAUCAAAAUUAAUUCUGCAAGGGCUAGACUCUCUGAAGUUGGAGAUUAUUAAUAAAUCAAUAUUUAAUUGGGAUAGAAUAGUGGAGGAUCCCUGUUUUUUCAUAGCAUUGGAAGUAUUCGACAAUUUCGCUCAUGAUUUAAUUAGAUAUGAUAACGUUACAGGUGAGCCGUAUGAGGGCCAUGUCUUGAUUGAUGAGCAUGGCGACUUUUAUGAAUUUUUCACGCCAGAGUUAAGUUAUUACUCAAAUGCAUUUUUGCAAUUACGAGAAAAUGGACAAUAUCCAGUCUUAAAGCAUUCAGAUACGGUUCUCGGCAAGAUAGAAACAGCAAAAAGUAUGGUUCCAUUUGUCACCAACAAAGACAAAAUUCAUCCUCUUUACCAUUCAUCUCAGAAGCUAAAAACGAUGAAUUACCUUUUACCCUUUAAAGAUAAUUUAACGCCUGGAGAAUUUAUUCCAACAAAAUUAUUACAUUUUUUUCAGAUUUUGAAGCAUAAAUUUCCUCAGCAUUCGUUGAUCUGCUCUGAUUUCCAUUUUUUACCAAACUCCAUCAAUGGCUACUACAAUGCACCCGUGGUUCAAACAGUCAUUCAAGAUAAGAUGGUCGACGUAACUACAUACAUGUGCUAUCAAGGUUAUUUUGACAUAAUGUUCCCUACGGAUUUUGGAGUGGCUGGAGAUUUAUACAAGCAGGUUACUGGUAAAGUUCCACGAGUCGAACUGCAUCAUGAUUUUCUAGAACAUUGGGCUGAUACUGAUAUUACAAGUACCAAAAAAGGAGAAAAUCCAAUGCUAGAUUUUUAUACAAACGUUAGCUUUAUGGUUAGUUAG
Molecule: messenger RNA, 1866 nt
Organism: Debaryomyces tyrocola
Lineage: Eukaryota; Fungi; Ascomycota; Pichiomycetes; Serinales; Debaryomycetaceae
Source: the annotation of a GenBank genome assembly